CGCUCUGCUGAGCUGAGCGGGUUCACUAGGUUCAGUUCGGCGCAGCGUAAUCCGUAGGCUGUGCGUGCAAGAUCUUGCGGUUGUGGGGCGGCGACGUUGUGAAUUCAAAAACCCGCGCGUGUGUGCGAGUGUUGUUGGCGGCGGCCAGCGUGAUAUGCGCGAUGGCCGGUUUCGACGACGUUGGGAUCGGGGACUUCGUGCUCCUGGAGAACAUCACCACGGAUGCGUUUUUGGAUAACCUCAAAGUCAGGUACAAUGCGGGUCGCGUGUACACGUACAUCGGCGAGGUGUGCGUCUCGGUCAAUCCGUACCGGACGCUCAACAUCUACGGCCCCGACCAGGUGGCCGACUACAAGGGCCGCGAGAUCUUCGAGCGACCGCCACACGUGUUCGCCAUCGCCGACGCCGCCUACAAGGAGAUGAAGCGCAAGUCUCGUGACACUUGCAUCGUCAUUUCUGGUGAGAGUGGCUCUGGAAAGACAGAAGCCUCCAAGAUUAUUAUGAGGUAUAUAGCAGCCAUCACAAAUGUCACAGGCCAGCAGGAAAUUGAAAGGGUCAAAAACAUCUUGCUACAGUCCAACUGCAUUCUCGAGGCAUUUGGCAAUGCCAAAACGAAUCGCAACGACAACUCGAGUCGCUUUGGAAAGUACAUGGACAUCAACUUUGACUUCAAGGGAGACCCUCUGGGAGGACACAUCAACAACUACCUCUUAGAAAAGUCCCGUGUGAUCUACCAGCAACCGGGUGAACGAAAUUUUCAUGCCUUCUACGAGCUACUGUACGGCGCACCUGAUUCACAGCUGUCUUCCUAUGGCCUCAAGCACGAGCCACAGCUGUACUUUUACACCCGACAGGGAGGCUCACCCAAGGUGGAGACCAUCAACGACCGGGCUGACUUCAAGCAAGUUUGCUCGGCACUGAAGUUACUUGGAUUUGCACAAGCUGAGUGCGACUCACUGUGGAAGGUUGUGGCAGCCAUUGUGCACUUGGGGGAAGUGUCUUUUGUGGUCGAGGAGGACCAAGCCAAGACUAAAGGCAGUCUCAAGCAACUCAGCCAGCUCCUCUCUGUGUCCGAGAAGGAUCUGAACCAGGCUCUGUGCCACAGGGUCAUUGCAGCUGGCGGGGAGGUCAUGCAGAAGGGGCACACGCUCACAGAGGCCGUCUAUGGACGAGAUGCCUUUGCCAAGGCCAUCUACGAGCGCAUGUUCUCCUGGAUCGUGGGUCGAGUGAACAAAGCCAUCGAAGUACACACCAACGGCUUGCUCGGUCGCAAGAACACAGUCAUUGGUGUCCUCGACAUCUAUGGAUUUGAGAUCUUCGACAACAACAGUUUUGAACAGUUCUGCAUCAACUACUGCAAUGAGAAGCUGCAACAACUGUUCAUUGAGCUGGUUCUGAAGCAGGAGCAGGAAGAGUAUCUCCGUGAGGGGAUUCAGUGGCAGGACGUGCCCUACUUCAACAACAAGAUCAUCUGCGACCUCGUUGAGGAGCCACACCGUGGAAUCAUAGCCCUAGCCGACGAGGCAUGCCUCAACGUUGGCAAGGUUACUGACGAGAUGCUGCUGGAGUCACUGGACAAGAAGCUUGCCAACCAUAAGCACUACACCAGCAGAAGGCUUUCACCAACAGACAAGUCGCUGGAGCACCAGAAGCACUUCCGCAUCCUCCACUAUGCGGGGGAGGUGACGUACUCCAUCACGGGUUUCCUCGACAAGAACAAGGACACCCUGUUCCAGGACUUCAAGCGCCUCCUGUACAACAGCUCGGACCCUCUCAUCAAGUCCAUGUGGCCCGAGGGUGCAAGGAAUGUGAAUCAGGUCACCAAACGACCCCUGACGGCAGGCACAUUGUUCAAAAAUUCCAUGGUGGCCCUUGUUCAGAACCUCGCUUCCAAGGAGCCUUUCUAUGUCCGGUGCAUCAAACCCAACGAGCACAAGUCGCCGAUCCUGUUUGACGAAGAGCGAGUGCGGCACCAGGUCAACUACUUGGGACUGCUCGAAAACGUCCGCGUGCGACGAGCAGGAUUUGCCUACAGGCAGGACUACACUCGCUUUCUGCGGAGGUACAAAAUGAUAACAGAAUACACGUGGCCCAACUACCGAGGUGGCUCGGAUCGCGACGGCUGCAAAGUCAUCAUCGACAAGAUGGGCUUUUCGGACGAUGUCAAGUACGGCCGCACCAAGAUCUUCAUCCGGUCGCCCCAGACGCUGUCACGUUUGGAGACCGAGCGCCUCGCUAUCAUUCCCCGCAUCGUUGUGUUCCUCCAGAAGAUGUGGCGUGGUGCUAUUGCACGAAUGCACUAUCGCAAGACACGAGCUGCCAUCACAAUCCUUGCCCACUACCGCAAGUAUGCUGCUCGGAAGUACAUCAAUGACCUGAAAAUGGCCUUCAGGAACGUGCACCAGACCAAGGACUAUGGCAAGAACGUUGCUUGGCCUCCACCACCGUGCUGUGUUCGGGAAGCUGUCCCUGGACUCAAGUCUAUCUUCUCACGCUGGCGCGGCAGCAUGAUCCUUCGCAAGGUUCCGCGGGAGCAGUGGCCGCAACUGCACCUCAAGGUCACGGCCGCAGACGUGCUUGCCGGCAGACGGCGCGACUGGGGACAGUCACGCAAAUGGCACGGCAACUACCUCUCCCUGACGGCUGAAAAUGAUGCCUGCCUGCCGUACAUCACGUCUGUCACAGGCCUGAAGAGCAAGGACAACUUCCGCAAGGUCGUCUUCUCCAGCUUUGUGAAGAAGGUGAACAGGCACAACCAGUCAUCUGACCGUGCACUUGUUGUGACCGACACCUGCAUCAUCAAGAUGGACAACAAGAAGUUCAAGGCCCUCCGAUCACCGGUUCCUAUCAGUGAUCUCACAGGCAUCAGCAUCACUCCUGGCCCGGACCAGUUGGCCAUUUUGCACCUGAGGGGCAACAAUGAUCUGGUUGUUUGUCUGGUCACCUCAAACACAGCGGACAGCAACAGAGUUGGAGAGCUUGUCGGUGCUGUCGUGCGUCAGUGGCAGAGGUCUCAGAAACGGGAUCUACGAGUCAUGGUGGGCACGCAGCUGCAAUGCAUGCUGGGUAACAAGGCCCGCACCGUGUCUGUGGAGAGCACGUCCAGCGUCUCGCAGCCAACCUUCAAGAAGGCACCCAACAAUGCACUGGUGCUUCUAUGGCCCAAGGACAGGGCAUCUGCUUAGUGAGCGAGGCCUGCGCAAUGCAUCUACUGCCUGGAGACAAGACCUAUUGCUGCUUCAGCCACAGACAUGCCUGCCAUCCAGUAGACAAAGUGCACUGGGCAAUUCUACUAACAGGAUUCUUGCACGCCUUGAAUACCAUCACCAGCGUAUUACAGCACUCAAGCUCCUGUGCGCCUGGCAAAGCAGACAAUUGAAUUGUCCUUUCUUGGUAAUCGCAGCAUCCUAUGAGUUCCACACUUUGGUUAUAAUUAAUGUUGCCUCAGGCAAUUAGACGGUGAGAAUUUCGAAAGCCCUCUUAAAGUGUGACCAGAACAUUCGUUGCAUAGACGGUGUUAAGCAAAGUCAUCCAUAGCAAUAUAAGGUGCAAGCUUUUGCUAGACGUUUACAAAAUUCACAAAGUUCGUCACAGACUUGCCGAUCGUUUGUGCAGGCUCAUUUGGUAUAAAGCAUAAUUGCUAGCUUUAAACAAAAGAAAAAAAAACAAAAGCUAAUAUCUGUGACGAGCACCUAAUCUUUAAAUAACAUCCCCACAUCCUUCGUUUAUGUGACCUGUGCAGAUUCUAAGAAGGCAAAAACAGAAUGACAGGAGAAUGAGGACUGUACUGACUUUAAAAUGCAAGGACUAAACCUUUGCCUUUGGUUCAUAUUAUACGUUGUUGCUCUUUGCUACCUUUGUUUUGUCGCAAUUCCACUUGUAAGCAGUGUUUAGCAUACAGACAGGAACACUCGGUGAGAGAGUCGUUAUGUGACUACACAGCUCUUUUAAGACUAUGUUAAUUAAGCUCUGGUCCAGCUUUGAGUGCUUUUCUUUCACAUUUUUUCCCCAAGACGAACAAGUGCAGUGCACGUUUACAGACCAGCAUGUCCUGUACAUGCUAUAAUGGAGAAUGAUCUCUUUUUUUUUUUUAGCUUUUGCUAGUUAUGGAACCAUGAUAAUGAGGAGCUGCACUUGCUGUUGUUGCCACUCCGAGAUUUUCACCACUGCUUUCUUUUCUUGUUCUUGAAUCGGAAUAGGCUCACAUAAUGCAUAUUUACCAAAUGACUGCUUUGUGAUUGUCUACUACUGCUGGGCAUCGUGAACUUUGGCUAUACUUGGUGUCAGAACACUCUGCCAGCAGUCUUUGUAAGUACCAGCUGAAGUUUCUGGUGCAAUCGGUGAAGAAAUGUAUCGUCUCUUCUCUCGGAUACUUAGACUAACCGUACAGUAUUUUCCAGCUGUCGUCAAGAUGCAAGCCACGCCCCGCAUGUUCUAGAGCCCAUCGAAAGUAAAUUUUAUACAGUAGAGCAAAUACAUUUUUAAAAUCUAAGACAAGCACAUUUAAACAAACCGUUUUGUGGCUAUGACUUUAUGGUUCUGUUUGCAGGCUUUUAUGUCUUCUUUCGAAACACAGAAGUUAUCGUUCGUGUUGUGAAUCAUGACGUUUUCCUCUUGUGCGCAGCAGCAAAUGGACUGUAAUAAGUGUAUCAGCUAAUGGUUACUGAAUGUCUGGUAACAGACUGUCAAUAUGUUUGUGCCUUCCCUACUGCCAUCUGUAUCAGCGCAUCUAACCUUGCUUGUUUCACGCUGCUAUACUAUAUAAAAGCGGGUCAUGUAACCUGACCACAAACAGAGCAGCGAUAUAGUUGAAUGCCAUUUAAAGCAGGCACUCUUUGUUGACAAAAGAUUGUGCGUUUAAACCAGACCUGUUGUAUCUUCGAAAGCUGUCACCAAACAGGAGACACCACUGUCCAGCGUAAAUUUGUAUUUUGACUAUAAUUUCUGGACUUCAGAUUACCACGACACUCGAGCGCUUGCUCCGUACUCAUACUGUGCUCAUUUUAGACAAUAAGUGCUAAAAAUGCAGUGUGUUCUUGUUCAAUGCAAAGACUGAAGCAUUGUAACAUUGAGGGCACAGUCCUGUCAUAGAGAGGCGUACGGUGUAUUUCACGAUUACACGCUUUGAGCUACUAUAUGGCUGCGGCUGAGUAUUUCACACUCUUACUUUUGGUGCUGCGUACAUAUCUUGUCAUUCCGAAGAUACUGUUGUCACUGCACUACUCUGUAAAUAUGGUAU
Rhipicephalus sanguineus (brown dog tick) is the source of this 5239-nucleotide messenger RNA. RefSeq names its product unconventional myosin-Id-like (gene Myo31DF). Gene Ontology annotation, cellular component: vesicle; actin cytoskeleton; microvillus. The transcript is spliced from 22 exons. Bases 162 to 3185 code for a protein of 1007 amino acids. Gene Ontology annotation, biological process: actin filament organization; vesicle transport along actin filament. Gene Ontology annotation, molecular function: ATP binding; microfilament motor activity; actin filament binding. The record is from RefSeq and is a predicted model, not a curated record. NCBI's taxonomy places the organism in Eukaryota, Metazoa, Arthropoda, Arachnida, Ixodida, Ixodidae.